AUCAGUUCGUAUUAGAUUGAAUAUUUGAACCGGUGUUUUAAUUAAAAUAGAAACAUAUUGGUUUAUAAACAAUAAUAAAAGCUAUAAAAUAAUAAAUUAAAUAUCGAGUAUAAUGUAUUUACGUUGCAAAAAUGUAUUUUUAAUAGCAUUAUGUUUAGCAUCAACAACAGCAUAUCCAAAAUUCAAAAAUGAUUGUAAUAAAUCAUUAACAAAUAUAAAAGAAAUAAAUAAUUAUAAUAACAAAAACAGUGAGUCAAAUCAACAAUUAACGAAUUGCUCAAAAAAAUAUCAAAGCAAUAGCAAAGAACAGUUGGAUACAGUUUUAGAAACACAUAAAGAACAAAAAAGAGAUUUACAAUGGGGAUAUAGUGCUCAAUCAAAAGUAUUCUUUCCUGAUGACGAAUAUCUAACAUAUUUAGGUAUACCCUAUACAAAUAAUGACAAAGCCAUCGAAAUAUUACAUGCUGGUCCACAAUCUAUAGACUUCAGUAAAAGUCCAGAAAGCAUUGAAACAACUACAAUACCUAGCACUACUACUACCACUACUUCUAAACCCAAAGAUAAAUCUCCCGCCGAUGAUAUCCUAUUAAGUGAACUCACAAAUUUAUCACUGGAUCUUGAUGAUGAAGUGUCUGUGGGUCAAAAAAUCGAAAUGAAACGUUCUGAUUUGAAAUCAGACACCGAUUCCCUUAACCCAACUGGCGUGGAAAUAUUACAAAAUACGUCUCUGAUUUGUGGUUCAUCGUUGGGUAAAAGAAUUUCGUUUGCUAAUGAAACUACUUUAAUGGAAUUUCCCUGGACAGCUUUACUUUUGUAUAAUACUAAAAUACGUUAUCAUUGUGGUGGUAGUCUAAUAACCACAAAGUACGUACUAACAGCUGCUCAUUGUGUAGCUCAGGAAUUUUAUGAAUUAACUGGUGUACGUUUGGGAGAACAUGAUGUUACCGAGGAUCCAGACUGUGCUCCGGACUUAGGUGGUGAUGACAUAUGUGCUACGACAGUGGAUGUUACUGUCGUUAAAAUUAUAGUUCAUCAUGCGUAUUCACAUUUAUCGUUUAAAAAUGAUAUAGCUCUGCUGAUGCUGGAUAAGGAAUAUUUAAGUAGAUCAUUUUAUCCAAUUUGUAUACCAUCUCCCGAUAUGACAUUUAACGAUGGAAGAGCCCUUGUAGCUGGUUGGGGUGCUACUGAAAAAACAAUACAUUCGGCCGUUUUAUUAAAAGCUGAGGUACCCAUUUUAGAUAUUUCAAAAUGUAGCGAAAUAUAUCGUUAUAGUGUUUUCAAUGAUUCAACGGAAAUCUGUGGAUCUGGUGUUAAUGAAAUUGAUGUUUGUAAAGGCGAUUCGGGAGGUGCAAUAUUUUAUCGCAAAAGCAGUGGAAAGAAAGACAAAUAUCAUAUGUUGGGUAUUAUAUCGCUGGGAGUAAGACGUUGUGGUGAUAGCCGUUUCUUACCUGCGGUAUUUACAAAAUUGAAAGGUUUUUACAAAUGGAUUGAAAAUAAUUUGGAAUAGUAAUUAACUUGUUAUUUUUUUAACUAUUAGUAAUUGU
Molecule: messenger RNA, 1544 nt
Organism: Lucilia sericata (common green bottle fly)
Lineage: Eukaryota; Metazoa; Arthropoda; Insecta; Diptera; Calliphoridae
Product: spaetzle-processing enzyme-like
Exons: 5
Coding region: 113-1507 (464 amino acids)
Biological process (GO): proteolysis
Molecular function (GO): serine-type endopeptidase activity
Source: RefSeq, a predicted model, not a curated record